Messenger RNA from Ilyonectria robusta, 1432 nucleotides. RefSeq names its product putative methyltransferase-domain-containing protein. The transcript has a single exon. The record is from RefSeq and is a predicted model, not a curated record. Bases 165 to 1400 code for a protein of 411 amino acids. NCBI's taxonomy places the organism in Eukaryota, Fungi, Ascomycota, Sordariomycetes, Hypocreales, Nectriaceae.
CUCAGGGGCCUAUAGCGACGGAGGUUCUUUGCACUCGAGCACUGACUAUCACUGACAAAAGCGGAGCCUGUUUAUCGUCGAGCAGAUAUAGGUGCCUGCUUAGACUGCCUCAUUGUCUCACAUCGUCACACAACAAAUCCAGAUCCGCUCAGCAUCACCGGACCAUGCACUACGUUCGGUUUCUUCGAGCUCCCAAGGUGGCGCCUGGCAGAGGCAAUAGGCUUCAGAUACAGCUUCUGUUUACAAUCACGACAGAUCUAGGGGACUCGUUCCUUUACCCACAGAAGUUCCUUGACCUGCAGGUCACUGCCUCAGCCUCCUCCUCCACAGGCACGUCGACAUGGCUCCUCUCAGACCCAGGACGACUCUACUGGGAACCGGGUAUGCGCGUAGCAAAGCCUACUCUCGAACUUCCGGUUGCCUUUGAGAGAGCUGUCCAAGCAGGCGUUAGGAUUCAGCUUUGUGUCCGAGCAUCGGAGCCGUCUCAACAUGCAGACGGGGCGGCCAAGAUCUUAGCAAUCGCGUCGGAGAAGCCGAGGUACCGGAAGGAAGCGACCAGGAUGGGGGCGGUGAUGCCGGCGUGGAUUUCGCUGAAUCUAUCCGGCAGGGAUACAGAGGUGUCUAUGCGGAGGCUUCAGGUCAGCGACUCAGCGACUGGCUUCGGCUACGUCGAGGUGGAGGAGGAGAUCGGGGAGAGCAUCGCGCGCCACGUUUGGGAUGCCGGUGUGGUAGCGCUCUGCGCCAUUGCGGGGAUCGACACAGCACCUGAGAACGAGUCCAGUAAGCACCCAUGCAUGAGAGCGCUGGGUGGCUUGUUCGGCAGUCGGAAGGAAAUCAAUGUCUUGGAAUUGGGCUGCGGGGUUGGGAUCUUGGGAGUUGGGCUGGGAGCGGUCUAUCCUAAGCUUUCUCAAGGACAAUGUACGAUUCUCUUGACCGAUCUCCAAGAGGCGGAGGCUCGGGCUCGAUCGAACAUUGCACGUCUCAGCCCCCAGGCCUCAGAGUCCGAAGAGCCGCAGGUUCGCAUGCUGUACGAGAACCUGGACUGGGAGGAUGGCAGGCAGGGUCAAUUCGGGAGGGAAGCUGGGUCGCGUGCUUGGGAUCUGGUUAUGCUCAGCGACUGCACUUACAACGUCGAUAUGCUUCCCGCGUUGGUCGAGACCCUAUCCGCCAUCCAUUCGUCUAAUCUGAAGCAAGUCCCUGGCGAGCCGUUUACCACCAAAGUCUUCCUGGCUACCAAGCCGCGUCACGCCUCCGAGCGAGAAUUGUUCGAGUUGAUGGAGAAGGAGGGCUGGGAGACACUGCAUAAGCAGGUGCUACAAUUGCCUGUUCUUGGCGCGGAGCCGGAAUCUGUCGAGCUGUACCUCUUCGAUAAGUCUAGUUUGAUCGAUGAGAGCAGGUGAUAGGCGCCCGCUCGACAAGACAUCGGUGGUAU